Messenger RNA from Cucurbita pepo subsp. pepo (vegetable marrow), 902 nucleotides. RefSeq names its product FCS-Like Zinc finger 17. NCBI's taxonomy places the organism in Eukaryota, Viridiplantae, Streptophyta, Magnoliopsida, Cucurbitales, Cucurbitaceae. The record is from RefSeq and is a predicted model, not a curated record.
AACCACGUCGUUUUAUAUUUCUUAUUGUUUUCUGCAUCACUCUGUCCCCUUUACUCUCCUUUUCUUUUCUGUGGGUAUUCAUAUUCUUCUAUAUAUCCGCCAUAUCCAAAUCCUUCACAUCCUCACACCAUCUUCCCCUGAUUCCACCCUUUACAAAUGCUUCCCAAAUUGGGGAGACCCUUUAGAAUGAAGGAGAGAAAUGGUAAGCUAAGAGAAACUGACAAUAAUCCCAGAAAUUCGAAGGCUGUUGGGUUAGGAAUCCUUGUUCAUCGCUCACCACAACCAAAUCUCCUGCUUAAACACUCCACAAAACUUGCUUCUUCCACUCAAAUCAUUUCCAACAAUUCAUGUUUUCUCAAAACAUGUCUUCUUUGCCACAAGAAUCUGGACCCCCACGAAGAUAUUUACAUGUACAGGGGCGAUCAAGGUUAUUGCAGCAUAAAGUGUAGAAACCAGCAGAUUGAAAAUGAUGAAAGGAGAGAAUUAGAAGAUUCCACCAGGAAAAUACUUGAAUCUUUCAGACAAUGCCAUAAAAAUGAACCAAUUGAAACUCACCUUCUCUUAGAAGAUCUCCAGCGCCAACAUAACCGCCUUCCUGUUUCAUAGUCUUAUUGUCUCUUCCACCUGCUUCAUGUUUCAGAAAAUGUAAAUUAAAAUGGACAUUAGCAUUUAGCAAUAAAAGAAAACAAGAGAAGUUGGAUCUUUGUUGUCUUUGUAUUCAUUGCCAGAUCGAUGCUGUAUCAGAAAAGGAAAAGGGUGUAAGAUUUGAAGCUCUUUUAGAUAAUUUAAUUUUUGGUUGUGAUGAACUGAUGAUUAUGUAAGGCUGAAAAAACAUAUGAAAGAGAUAAGCUGUGAAGGGUUGCUACAAUAGCUGAGCUAAAUGAAGUCAAAUGUUUAUGAAU